Messenger RNA from Aegilops tauschii subsp. strangulata, 540 nucleotides. The record is from RefSeq and is a predicted model, not a curated record. Lineage: Eukaryota; Viridiplantae; Streptophyta; Magnoliopsida; Poales; Poaceae.
AUGACGACGUCCCCGUCGCCAAGCGCUCGACUGUCGUCGCCGCGCUCGCGUGCCCGCUGCACGCGCCGCCCUGCUGGCCGCGACCCCGCUGGUUGCCGGCGCUGCCGUUCUGGCCGUCGCCGUGGCAGCACACCGCGCGCCCGUGGCCGUAGCCGCGCCGCACUGGCCGUGCUGCUCCGGCCGCGCCGCGCCGGGGCCGAGCCGCGCCGCCGCGCCAUGGCCGCGCGCCCCGAUGGCCGCCGCGUGCUGUGGCCGCCGCCGCCGCAGCCGCCGGCCGUGGCCGCGCCUCGCGUCGUGGCCGCGCCGAGCGCCGUGGCCGAGCGCCCCGCGCCGUGGCCGCGCCCCGCGCCGUGGCCGAGCGCCGCACCGUGGCCGCGCCCCGCGCCGUGGCCUCGCGCCUCGCGCCGUGGCCGCGCCCCGCGCCGUGGCCUCGCGCCUCGCGCCGUGGCCGCGCCACGCCAGUGGCCGUCGCCUCGCCCGGCCCUGGCCAGCCUCGGCCGCGCCCGCGUGCGAGCCCCCGCCGCCGCGCCCGCGUAUUAA